AUUACUCAAAUUUUACUUCCAUUCAUCUUCUCUCUCCUCUCUCCUCUCUCCUGCCAUCAAUUUUCUUCGAUUUGUUGAUCUGCUUCACGGGAAUACCUGCUUUGAUUCUCAUCUUCUUUUCUUCAUCUUUUCGACUUUUCAAUGUAUCGCCGACUAAUAUUUAGAGAAAAUCAACACUUGAACCACAACUUACUACUUACCAUAUGAUUGCUUGAAAAGGAAGAUGAGCUUUAAUUUUUGACAUAGAAAAUUAGUGAUUCUUGUUAGUUGUUUUUUGUCUGGAGUGACCUAGAUUUGCUUCGAUUUUUAAUAUGGGUGGGUGUUUUCCUUGUUUGGGAUCAUCCAACCAAGCUAACAAUGGCGAUAAAGAAGCAUCUAACAAGGAUGCUGAUAAAGAUAGCUCAAUUGUUCCAUCCCAUCAACUGGGAAAAGUUAAUUCAGAUAAAUCAAAGUCGCACAAUGGUGUUGAUCCGAAGGAGCCACUUGUUUCAAAGGAUGGAUCAGCUCCUCAUAUUGCUGCACAAACAUUUACAUUCCGGGAGCUUGCAGCUGCCACAAAGAAUUUUAGACCCGAGUGCUUGCUUGGUGAAGGAGGUUUUGGACGUGUUUACAAGGGUCGCUUGGAGAGUACUCGACAGGUAGUUGCAGUGAAACAACUUGACCGAAAUGGUCUUCAAGGAAACAGAGAAUUUUUGGUUGAAGUUCUUAUGCUUAGUCUUUUGCACCAUACCAACCUUGUCAAUUUGAUUGGGUAUUGUGCUGAUGGUGAUCAACGGCUUCUUGUAUAUGAAUACAUGCCAUUAGGUUCAUUGGAGGAUCAUUUACAUGAUUUACCUCCGGGCAAAGAACCUCUUGAUUGGAACACACGUAUGAAGAUUGCAGCUGGUGCUGCCCAGGGCUUGGAGUAUUUGCAUGACAAAGCAAAUCCUCCAGUUAUAUACCGGGAUCUAAAAUCAUCGAACAUCCUUCUAGAUGAAGGAUAUCAUCCGAAAUUAUCUGAUUUUGGACUUGCAAAAUUGGGUCCUGUUGGAGACAAGACUCAUGUCUCCACUCGGGUCAUGGGAACAUAUGGUUACUGUGCUCCUGAAUAUGCUAUGACUGGCCAACUCACAUUAAAGUCUGAUGUGUACAGUUUUGGAGUAGUUUUUCUUGAACUCAUCACAGGGCGUAAGGCCAUUGAUAACACUCGAGCACCCGGAGAGCAUAAUCUUGUUGCUUGGGCACGCCCUCUUUUCAAAGAUCGUAGAAAGUUUCCCAAAAUGGCGGAUCCUCUGCUGCAGGGACGAUAUCCGAUGCGAGGUCUUUACCAAGCUCUUGCAGUUGCGGCAAUGUGUUUACAAGAACAAGCUGCGACUAGGCCUCUUAUUGGCGAUGUCGUGACCGCUCUUACAUAUUUGGCUUCACAAACCUAUGAUCCAAAUGCACCUAAUAGCCAGAGCAGUAGAGUGAGUUCUUCCACACCCCGGAGUCGAGAUGAUCGGAGAAGCUAUGGUGAUAGUCUAGAUAGUCCAGAUAGGCGCGCACCCCGUCUCAGUUCUCCUUCCGCGCUAAGGAACUCUCCAGACUUCAGAAAGAGAAACCAUGUUCGAGAACUGAGUACAGGUGCUGAGUUAGGCAGGAGUGAAAUGGGAGGUAGGUCAGGGAGGAGGUGGGGCUUGGAUGACCUAGAAAGGCAGGAAUCACAGAGGGGAAGUCCUGCUAGUGCAGGAAGAACUCCUAGGAAUCGAGAUAUAGAUAGAGAACGAACCGUUGCAGAGGCGAAAGUAUGGGGUGAGAAUUGGAUAGACAAAAAACGGGCAAAUACUAUGGGUAGUUUUGACAGCUCAAAUGAGUAGCUCAACUUAAAUUCACGGUCAAAAUUUGCACGAGGCAAAGGAAAAACUAUGAUGAUAGGGAAAGGAUAAGAAAGAUCUUUUACUUUCUCGAUUUCCAUUUUUCCCCAAGCAAUAAGAGUAGUUAUUGUAUACCACCUUCGACUAUUGGUUGUUAAUUAAGGAGGGAGGAAAUGUGUAUGCUUAGUGGUUAAGAUGGUGGUGAUGCAGUUGAUGAUUAAGAGGGUUUAGGGUCUGUCGAUGGUUUUGAGCAUUGACAGAUUUCUCCGUCCUUUAAAUAUUUUCAUGUAUCUAGGGAUUAGCACGUACAGUUAAGAGAACCACUUCGGGAAGGUGCUUGAAUCUGCCCCACAUAAUAUUGGUGGUGCAUAAUGGGGAGGAAGACAGACGUAGACGUAGCGGGUCUGGUUUUUCGGGUGUCUCACUGCUCAAUCACAUCUGUGUAUUCGGUACAGGUUUCUAUUUUUUUCUUUUUCUUGUAAUUCUUUCCGACAAAAUUUAUGAGUCAAUCAUGUUCUUGGUCGCUCUCACUUUCCAUGAAAACCACAGUUGUAUGCCUGUACUCUGCAUAUAUCCCUCGUUAUUGGUUUAUCGCCUUAUUCAUUUGCAUUGCAUUACAUUGGUUUUAAAUUCAUUUGGCACUUGUGUGUUAUCUAUACAAGUAACCGCUCAUUAGAUUUCAUUAAUCAAUGGACUUUAGUGAUCAAGUAUAUCUAAAAAGCUCUCAAUCUAAUUUGCGUAAUAUAGCAAAUUGACACAAAUUCAAAGAGGCAGGAAAAUAUGGGAUCUAAGCUAGUGAGAAAAAACCAUGAUUUAACAGUUAUACGAUGUAGAUGUAAUAGUGGGUCGAACUCCAAAGUUUAAAAGUAUUACGCUAAUCAAUUAUAAGGAUAGCUAUAUCGUAUGUAACAAUUAAUUUAUAAAAUUAACCAUAAGUAUUAAUAAGAAUUAAACUAUAUGACAAAUAUUUCCUUAAAAUGCAUUGUAACAUCACCAUUCUUGGUUUAGGAAUUGGAGAUUGAUAUUUAUCAUCUACUUCGGCUUCAAAUAAUUUUAAAUACAUGUUCACAUUCAAUUCCAAUUACCA
Messenger RNA from Amaranthus tricolor (Joseph's coat), 2919 nucleotides. RefSeq names its product serine/threonine-protein kinase PBL27-like. Bases 312 to 1835 code for a protein of 507 amino acids. The record is from RefSeq and is a predicted model, not a curated record. Gene Ontology annotation, molecular function: protein kinase activity; ATP binding. NCBI's taxonomy places the organism in Eukaryota, Viridiplantae, Streptophyta, Magnoliopsida, Caryophyllales, Amaranthaceae. Gene Ontology annotation, biological process: protein phosphorylation. The transcript is spliced from 5 exons.